AUGGUCUCGGACUUCUUCUUGCCGGUAGCUGGUGGGAUAGAGAUCGCUAUCUACAGCUUGGCAGCUGCUCUGCUCGAACGGGCAACUCCUGGUUGCACCUCUACCUAUGGUAAAAAACAGGUCAUUGUCAUCACCCACUCCCGCUCUUCCGGCUCAUCUACACCUCGAGUCGGUAUCCGGUACCUCCACCCCUCCCUUAAGAUCUAUUACCUCCCCAUCACCCCCUUGACAUCGGACGCUACCUUGCCGCAAUACCUGACCAACCUUCCCUUUCUCCGGAACAUCUUGAUAAGAGAACGGGUGGAGAUCUUGCAUGGGCAUGCGACGUUGAGUAGUAUGGCGUUGGAGGGUAUCAUGUUGGCUGGGUUCUUCAAGAUGCCGAGGGGUCUACGGGGAGUCGACCAGAACGAGAACGAGAACAAAAUCGAGACGCAGGACGAGCGCAGAUCCUCGGGAGAUCUACCGGGAAAGAAACAGAAAAUAAGAACAGGAAUGGGCAUGGACAUGGGGAUGGAAUCCGAGACAAGCACGAUCCGGACGGUCUUUACCGAUCACUCACUCUUCGAGUUCGGCAGCGCCGUAGGGAUAUUGACCAACAAGCUUUUAGCGGGAGCUUUGAGGAAUAUCGACGCUGUUGUGUGUGUCAGCCACGCUGGGCGAGAAAAUACCACCCUCAGAGCUCAACUGGAUCCGAAUUUGGUUUCUGUGAUACCCAAUGCUAUCGUCCCUUCGGAUUUCCAGCCCCGUCCUGAUCAAGCCGAUCCCGAAUGGAUCACGGUCGUGACGAUGACCAGGCUGGUAUAUCGGAAAGGGAUCGAUCUGCUCGUCAGCGCCGCCCCGAAGAUAUGCGCGCUUUACCCUCGAGUGAGGUUCAUCGUUGGCGGUGAUGGGCCGAAGAUGGUAGAGCUGGAACAGAUGCGGGAACAACAUCUGCUGCAAGACCGGAUCGUGCUCUUGGGUGCAGUCUCCCCUAAUGACGUGCAUUCAGUCCUGAACCAAGGCCAGAUCUACCUCUGUACCUCCCUCACGGAAGCUUUCGGGAUUAGCAUCAUCGAGGCCGCCUCGGCCGGUCUGUUUAUCGUUAGCACCAAAGUCGGCGGGGUACCUGAGGUCUUACCCAAGGAUAUGAUCGAGUUUGCUUCGCCGAAUUCAUCAGACGUUGUUCGAGCAUUGUCGAUAGCAGUAGAGACGAUCGGAUCAGGGGUACACGAUCCUCUUCUCGCACAUCAGCGAUUGCAAGGAAUGUACACUUGGGCCAAUGUCGCAGAGCGCACAGAACGGGUGUAUGACAAGGCAAUGGCUAGACCGGAGCGAGACUUGUUCGAAAGGAUGACUAGGUACCUCGAUUUGGGACCUAUCUUUGGCCCGAUAUUAUGCAUCAUCACAGCCGUACAAGGGAUUUUUCUCGGAGUGCUCGACUGGCUUCAACCGCGAGCCGAGAUCGAUCUCGUACCGCUACCGGCCAGCUGGUCACAGGAUAUACAAUUGAAUUCAUAA
This is a messenger RNA of Filobasidium floriforme, 1497 nucleotides long. RefSeq lists its product as uncharacterized. Gene Ontology annotation, biological process: GPI anchor biosynthetic process. Lineage: Eukaryota; Fungi; Basidiomycota; Tremellomycetes; Filobasidiales; Filobasidiaceae. Bases 1 to 1497 code for a protein of 498 amino acids. The transcript is spliced from 8 exons. Gene Ontology annotation, molecular function: phosphatidylinositol N-acetylglucosaminyltransferase activity. Gene Ontology annotation, cellular component: glycosylphosphatidylinositol-N-acetylglucosaminyltransferase (GPI-GnT) complex. The record is from RefSeq and is a predicted model, not a curated record.